Molecule: messenger RNA, 3522 nt
Organism: Sitodiplosis mosellana (orange wheat blossom midge)
Lineage: Eukaryota; Metazoa; Arthropoda; Insecta; Diptera; Cecidomyiidae
Product: protein Malvolio-like
Exons: 10
Coding region: 1299-3035 (578 amino acids)
Biological process (GO): manganese ion homeostasis; metal ion transport; response to manganese ion
Cellular component (GO): apical plasma membrane
Molecular function (GO): cadmium ion transmembrane transporter activity; iron ion transmembrane transporter activity; manganese ion transmembrane transporter activity
Source: RefSeq, a predicted model, not a curated record
AGCAAGUAAUCUUAAUUGUGAAAGAAUUUGAAAGUCCAGAUGACAUAUAAUCGCCAUCGUUUGGUCGAUAACCGAUCACGUCGACUGAUAAAAUCCACUAAAUAAAAAUCUAUUUAUGAGCUAAAGCUCACGUAAUUCUUAUCAUUUGAAGAAGGCACUCGUUUUCAAUUGGUUUCAAGAUUAAAUCGCUUCGAUCGUUACAAUUUGUCCGUACUUUUUUUUUGGCUCGGAAAGUGUACUUAGAACACAAAUCCAAACUCUUGAAUUUUUUUUUGCAGAAUCUUGUUAUGCACUCCAUGAAUUUGGUGACAAUAAGUAAAGAUGUCACUCUGGAUUGCAUUCAACACAAUGUUUAGUUCAACUCCAAAAUGAUGAGAAUUUUUUCAUGGGAAAAUGGAGUUUUUAACCAACUGAAUCAUCUCAACAAAUUUAUGGUCAAUUUUAUCACAGGCGCCUAAGAAUCCAUUGUUCGUAAUUUCUGCUGUCAGUGUUGUUGUUGUUUAAAUUUACGCGCGCCACACACACACACACACACACACAUACCUAUCCGAUUGUACGAUAUGUGCAGUCUCUAGACUACGUAUUUAGAGGAAGAGCACAACGCAUUAUCGCCAACUUAAUAGCAUAUACAGUACGGGUAGAUUGACAACACAACGCACUGUGUAGCACAGUAUAAGGUCAGUCGUAAAUUGUUGCGCCGAACGAACGGAGGUCUUUGUGCGCUUCAGUUGUACGGAAACAAUCGCACUAAAGAAAAAAACUCACCAACUAACAACGACAGCUCAACAGCAAUUUUUCUUUCAAUUUUAUUAUUUCGUUUGUAAUAUCCUUUUAUUUUCUUUUGUUUCUCAUUAUCGGUUCAAUUAUUAACUUUCGGUUUUCAUUUGUGACAAUGAUAAUUGGUUCAAAUCACAUUUGAGUCUUAUUUGUUGUACAUAUUUUUUUUUAAUUUGUGACCAUUUGCAACGUCAAAGAUUGUUUAAGUAUUUGGCAUUGGAAUGAAAUCGUGUUGUAUUUAGUUUUGUUUUCAUGAAAAUGAAGUAAGAAAUUUCAAAAGAAAAAAAAAGUUAUUGUAAAGAGCAAAAAAAGAAGAAAAUCGGAAUUGCACGAUAAAUGUUUGAAGUGCCUCACACGGAAUCCUAUAGAAAUUUCAACUAAUUUCGUGAUAUGUAAAUGUCAAGUCAUAUAUUCUAUAAGAAUAGAUGAUAAAAAAGCAACAGCUAAUUACAACGGUAUAGGUGUGAGCGAGUAAGAGAGAGAGAGAAAGAGUGAAAUCUACACAUCCGAAUUCAUGCAAAAUGGCAGUAAACACAGCGUUUGAACCAGAUUACAUUGAUGAGACGACCACGUCAGCGGCACAAACUCCAAAAAAUGCGUCAAACAAUGCGGUCAAUGGACGACCACCGAACGAAAGCACCUCCUUCAAUUUGAAUUUAGAUACUUAUUUUUCCGAUGAAAAAAUCCGGAUCCCAGACCAGGAAGGAUUCAGUUUUCGUAAGCUAUGGGCUUUCACCGGACCAGGUUUUCUUAUGUCUAUCGCUUACUUGGAUCCCGGAAACAUCGAAUCAGAUCUUCAGUCCGGAGUUGUAGCGAGAUACAGGCUAUUAUGGGUUUUGCUAACAGCGACAGUUUUGGGUUUAGUUAUGCAACGGCUAGCUGCAAGAUUGGGAGUUGUGAGCGGUUUACACUUGGCUGAAAUGUGCUACAGACAAUACAAAACGUUUCCACGUUUAGUUCUGUGGAUUAUGACUGAGAUUGCCAUCAUUGGAUCGGAUAUGCAAGAAGUCAUUGGAACAGCCAUUGCUUUAUUCUUAUUGUCAAACAAAUUUAUUCCCUUGUGGGCCGGCACUUUGAUUACAAUCAUCGACACAUUUUCAUUUUUAAUGCUUGACAAAUAUGGUUUGCGAAAGCUUGAAUUGCUGUUUGGGUUUCUAAUCAGUGUUAUGGCUGUAACAUUCGGCUAUGAGUACAUAGUCUCGGCACCAAGUCAAAUCGAUGUUAUGGAAGGAAUGUUCAUUCCUUGGUGCAAAGACUGUGGAUCAAAGGAAUUAUUACAAGCUGUUGGUAUUGUUGGAGCUGUGAUUAUGCCGCAUAAUUUGUACUUGCAUUCGGCAUUAGUUAAGUCGCGUGAUGUAGAUAGAAGAGAUUCGGCUAAGGUUCGCGAUGCGAACAUGUAUUUCUUCAUUGAAGCCAGUAUCGCCUUGUUUGUGUCGUUCAUCAUAAAUGUAUUUGUGGUUUCUGUUUUCGCGCACGGUCUCUUCAACCAGACCAACAACAAUGUUGUGCAAAUGUGUAAAAAUAAUUCAUCGCCGUUGUAUGCAGAAGCGUUGGAUUUGUUUGGAAAGUCAACCGACCUAGUUGAUGCGGAUUUGUAUAAAGGAGGCAUUUUCUUGGGUUGUUCCUUUGGAAUUGCGGCCAUGUACAUUUGGGCAGUUGGUAUUUUGGCAGCGGGACAAAGCUCAACCAUGACUGGAACGUACGCUGGCCAGUUUGCGAUGGAAGGUUUUUUGAAUUUGCAAUGGGCGCGUUGGAAGAGAGUUUUCGUUACCCGUUUGAUUGCCAUCGUUCCAACAUUUUGCGUUGCCUACUUCAGUGAUAUUCGAGAUUUGACUGGGAUGAAUGAUGUGCUAAACGCGGUCAUGUCGUUGCAACUACCAUUUGCUGUGAUUCCGACCAUUGCAUUCACCUCCAGUGUGGCCAUUAUGGGCGAAUUCGUCAAUGGCAUUGGCAACAAAAUUGUUUCGGUUCUUCUGUUCAUUCUUGUUAUCGCAAUCAAUAUCACAUUCGUCGUGGAUCGAUUGAACGACGCUGACUUAGACUGGGGAUGGUUUACAUUAGUCAUCAUUUUCAGCGUUUUGUACAUAUUGUUCAAUAUUUACUUGGUUAUUCACAUGGCUGUUUACAUGGGAAGUGAACGACUGAGAAAUUUAUCGUUGGUACAAAAGUUCAUUAUGCCAGCAGAGAAUACGUUCCAGAAUGAAAUUACGCAUAACUCCUAUUCUAGAAACAAGGAAAUGCAAUCCUGUCGUUUGUAAGCUGAACGAAUCAAUACCACCUUCGAAACGUUUCUAUUUUGGGCAUUACCAACACGAGUAAUUGAACUUCUUUAGUCCUUCGAUGUUAAGAAUGGCAUUUAGCUUGGGUUGUAACUUUUGUAAAUAAGCAGUUGAUUAGUUCAAUACAAUCAUGGCUGGUCGAUGAUUGUUUUUGGGAAUCUAUCGUCUUUUCUGCUGUCAAAUGACGAUCCGAUCAUUUUGCGAUAAUUUUCAUUCAAGUCAAAAUAAAUCAAUACAUUUUAUUUUCUCAGAAUAUUUUUUUUUUCAUGUUAACUAAGAAGACUUUUGUUAUAAAUUGCACCGUUAGUUUUAGCACCUUGAUUAUAAUCAAUUGCAAUAUUUUAGUAUUAAUUUUAGUUGUGAAUGAUUUAUUUAGUGUAUUCUCUGUGUGUCAAAGCAAUAAUAUCAAUGGCAUGAAUGAAAAGAAAAAUAUUUUUUUUUAAAUAAACUUUAGCCUUAAACUCUU